Zalophus californianus (California sea lion) is the source of this 2666-nucleotide messenger RNA. It is a transcript of the gene MYLK2, whose product is annotated as myosin light chain kinase 2. Gene Ontology annotation, cellular component: cytoplasm; nucleus. NCBI's taxonomy places the organism in Eukaryota, Metazoa, Chordata, Mammalia, Carnivora, Otariidae. Gene Ontology annotation, biological process: intracellular signal transduction; protein phosphorylation; positive regulation of apoptotic process. The coding region runs from base 1 to 1794 and encodes 597 amino acids. Gene Ontology annotation, molecular function: protein serine/threonine kinase activity; ATP binding. The transcript has 13 exons. The record is from RefSeq and is a predicted model, not a curated record.
AUGGCGACAGAAAACGGAACAGUGGAGCUGGGAAUCCAGAGCCCAUCAACAGACGAGGCACCUAAACGUACAGCAGGUGAAGGACCUCUGGCUGCAGAGAAAGCGUCUGGUCCACCAGAUCCAAAGAAAGAGCCUGAUCCACCCACCCUGAAGAAAGACGACAAAGCUGCCGCCCUAAAGAAAGAGGAUGGUGCCCUGGCCCAACCCUCCACCGGCAGCGAGGGCCCCAAGGGAGAAGGCGACCUGGGUGGGGGCCCUGCGGAGGGCAGUGCUGGGCCGCCAGCAGCCCUGCCCCAGCAGACCGCGACAGCCGAGGCCAGCGUCAAGAAGCCCAAUGCCAAGCAGGAGGCCUCGGGCAGCCAGGGCCCCGGAGAGCCCAAGGUUCACAAGAAGGCAGUGGAGGGCCAAGCAGGGGCCAGGAGGGGCUCGCCCGCCUUUCUGCACAGCCCCAGCUGCCCCGCCAUUAUCUCUAGACCUGAGAAGCUGCCAGCUGAGAAACCUCUGAGUGAGGCAUCGGAGCUUAUCUUUGAAGGGGUGCCUGUGACCCCCAGCCCCACAGAUCCCGGGCCCGCCAAGGCAGCAGAAGGAGGGAAGAACAUCCUGGCAGACAGCCAGAAGGAAGCAGGAGAGAAGGCUCCAGGCCAGGCUGGCCAGGCUAAGGUGCAAGGGGACACCUCGAGGGGGAUCGAGUUCCAGGCUCUUCCCUCGGAGAAAUCGGAGGUGGGGCAGGCCCUCUGUCUCACAGCCAGGGAGGAGGACUGCUUCCAGAUUUUGGAUGAUUGUCCGCCACCCCCAGCCCCCUUUCCCCACCGCAUCGUGGAGCUGAGGCCCGGGAACGUCAGCAGUCAAUUCAGCAUGAACUCCAAGGAGGCACUGGGCGGUGGCAAGUUUGGAGCAGUCUGUACCUGCACAGAGAAAGCCACAGGCCUCAAGUUGGCAGCCAAGGUCAUCAAGAAACAGACACCCAAAGACAAGGAAAUGGUGAAGCUUGAGAUCGAGGUGAUGAACCAGCUGAACCACCGCAACCUGAUCCAGCUCUAUGCGGCCAUCGAGACCUCGCACGAGAUAGUCCUGUUCAUGGAGUACAUCGAGGGCGGCGAGCUCUUCGAGAGGAUUGUGGAUGAGGACUAUCAGCUGACUGAGGUGGACACCAUGGUGUUUGUCAGGCAGAUCUGUGACGGGAUCCUCUUCAUGCACAAGAUGUGGGUUCUGCACCUGGACCUCAAGCCAGAGAACAUCCUGUGCGUCAACACCACGGGCCAUUUGGUGAAGAUCAUUGACUUUGGCCUGGCACGGAGGUAUAAUCCCAAUGAGAAGCUGAAGGUGAAUUUUGGGACCCCAGAGUUUCUGUCACCUGAAGUGGUGAAUUAUGACCAAAUCUCCGAUAAGACAGACAUGUGGAGUAUGGGGGUCAUCACCUAUAUGCUGCUGAGCGGCCUCUCGCCCUUCCUGGGAGACGAUGACACGGAGACCCUGAACAACGUCCUCUGCGCUGACUGGAGCUUUGACGGCGAAACCUUUGAGGCUGUGUCUGACGAGGCCAAAGACUUCGUCUCCAGCCUCCUUGUCAAGGACCAGACGGCCCGGAUGAGCGCUGCCCAGUGCCUUGCCCACCCCUGGCUUAACAACCUGGCAGAGAAAGCCAAGCGCUGUAACCGACGCCUUAAGUCCCAGAUCUUGCUUAAGAAAUACCUCAUGAAGAGGCGCUGGAAGAAAAACUUCAUUGCUGUCAGUGCUGCAAACCGCUUCAAGAAGAUCAGCAGCUCGGGGGCACUCAUGGCUCUGGGGGUCUGAGCCCCAGGAGCUGCUGAGGCCUGGACGCAGCCGAACAGUGGCCGGGGCUGAGGCCACACAGCCCAGAAGGCCAGAGCAGACAGGCCAGAUCCCCAGGGUGGGCUGGCUAGGACAAGGCUGCGCCAGGCUGGGAGGCUCGGGGCUCCCCACGACCCCGCGCAGCGACUGCUUCCCCGACGUGAGCCGCCUCAGAUGUGGCCUGAAUCGAUCCUGCUAAUGCCUCCCCAGACAGGGCCCUGGCCCCGUGAGCCACAGCCCAGAUGCCACAGGCCCUGUUGUUCCCUCCCUGGCUCCCCCUCUUGGAAUUGCUGCCCUGGUGACCCCUGCUUGGCCUCACCUGGGGCAUCCCUGGGUUGGGCUUGCUCCUAGCUGGAACGGGAAGGCUGGGGGUCCCAGCAUGCGGGGCUUCUGCAGUUGUGGAUGGGAGGCCCUUGGUGGGGCAGGAAGGUAGCAAGGCCAAUUCCUGAGGCCCAGCUGCCAGGGGAGACAGAGCAGGCUUUGUGAAAGAGGACCUCCAUGCCCCCGCCCUCCUCCCCACUCCCAACAGAUAAGACCGAGUACACACCAUCUGGCCUGGGCCCGGCCCCCGCCCACCUUCCUGACAACCACCAACACACAGGAACUCUGUGUGAGAGAAGGACGCCCAGCCCAGGCCUGGCGGAGGGGGAGGGGAGAGGCCUGGGGGACAGGGAGACCACCCCCGAGCUUGCCUGAGGGCCAGGCGGGCCCAGCCCAGCCACUCGGGGCCCUCAGCCCCAGGGUCACCCAUGGCUUUGGAUGAUGGGGUCAGCAGGCCCAGGGGGAGUGGGAAAGCCAUCAGGCAGUCCCCCACCUGCUCUCAGCUUGUGCCUUGUAAAUAAAUGUACAGGUUG